ACCACCGUUUUAGCACAGACAUUGAGCGUGAAUUAUCGAGCCGUUCCUCAAAUAUUAGUAGCUGGACAAUAUAAUGGGUUAUCAUUAUUUAAUGGUGACUCGAGCGAGCAAGAAUUUUAUAACGCAAUGACUGCAUCAUUGUUAACUCAGUCGCCAAACGGUAUCUUUCAACUUUCUGGCUCUACUUCGUAUAAUGGAACGAUUAAUGCGUUAUGCGUAAUGCCUCGGUCUCAAAAUAAUCUUUAUGAUAUCGAUGUAUAUGUUGGUGGUAAAUUUACCACUCUUGCUAAUAAUACGUUUAAUAAUAUUGCGCGUUACGAUCCCGCUAGUCGAACAUUCCACGCGCUUCUGGAAGGUUUGGAUAAUUCGGUUUUCUCUUUGUACUGUGAUACUGAUAAUUCGUUGGUUUAUGUCGGUGGUGAAUUCAUCGCUCCAGUAAAUUCUGCUGCGCAUGGUAUCAAUAUCUCUGACUUUGGUGGUAGUGUUGCAAUAUGGCAUGUGGGAAAUUCUUCUUGGUCGGCUCUCCCUUUUAAGGGAUUUAAUGGUCCAGUGUAUACUAUUGCAUAUAAUACACAGAAUAAAACUGUUUAUUUUGGUGGUCAAUUCGAUGCUACUAGUGAUGGUAAUUUUGGUACUAUACCUAAUAAUACACAACCAAUAGGCAUACAAAAUACUACUAUAUCAUCUGGAAAUUCGGCAACUCUUACAAAUUUUUCUGAUCCAUCAGUAUUAAUAUGCAGUUCUGAGCCUGAUGGACCGGGUAACACGUGGUUAGUGGAAAACAACGGAGUGGGUGUAUUACGAAUAAAAUUUGAUUAUGAAUUAACGCCCACGGCGAUUGUUACUCUUUCAUAUACGAAUUCUACCAACGGAACUACGUUUACUUGCUCGGAUUCAUGUCCUUUGGGUCCUUCUAAUACUGAUUAUCAAUUAUUUACCUUCGUUUAUCCGACAACAAUGAGGGCUAUUCAGAUCUUAAUUUUAGAUCAUUAUGGUGAAGGAGGUGGACUUCAUGACUGGACUUCUGAAUUACUUCCUGGGAUUUGGGAUACUGUGUUGAUGAUCACGAUUCCUGCAGAAGAGGUAGCUAAUAGCACAGCAAAGCUUAUAAUGAAACCGUAUGUCCCGCAAUCCGGUUACUAUAAUGUUACCCUUAGUUCACCAUCUUGCCUUUCAGUUGGAUGUGAUAGCGUUAUACCUAUCGAUGUUAAUGUCACAGUUUCUCCGGGUGUAUCAUCAGUGGUGACCAUAUCACAAAAUUCAUCUGUUGAUUUUAACACAGUCUACACACUCUAUUCUGGUUAUGUUCUUGGAACAUCAACAACUUUUCAACCAACUGUUGAAAUUACUGUUUCAAAAUCUGCUGUAGCGCCUAGUGAUGGUAGUGAUGCUAUCAUAUACGUCGAUUACAUCCAAUGUGUAAAGAUCGAUAAUCGUAGCUCUUUGAAUGGUUUACUUCAAUAUUCACCUCCAACAGCAGCAGUUCAAGCCUCUUGGUAUGGAUUCAAUGGUUUUUUGGUUCCAAAAGCUAUAGUAAAUGAUAUAAUUGUAUUAUCACCAACAACAAUAGUAAUUGGUGGUAGUUUCAAUAAUUUUUCAUUUUCCAAUAUUGUAUUAUAUGAUGGAAUAAAAUUCACUCCUCUUAUUAACUCGGGUCUUAAUGGCCGCAUCAAUACGAUGGCUCUAAUCGAUAAAGAUUUAUUUGUUGGUGGGUUAUUUAAUAACUUGGCUAAUGGGACCCUACCUGGAUUGAAUAAUAUCGCGAGAUAUAACUUUAAUGAAAACAGGUGGUAUUCUAUUAGUGGUGGUGUCAACGGUGAAGUAAAUCGUAUAGCUUUGGUCAAUAAUGGAACACCACAAAUACAUGUUGCCGGUAAAUUCAACACCUUAAUAAAUCCGCAAUCUUCCACCCAGAAUACCAUAAUUGGUAAUGCCACUUUUGGUUAUAGUAUGUGGGAUAAUAUGUUAGGAAAUUGGGUUAAUACGGCAUAUGUAGAUGGCACAAUUGGUGACAUUGUAGCUUAUAAUAUUCCAAGUUCUCAAAAUGGACCUCUUACUUUCUGGGGUGGCAGGAUGAAUUCCAUGCAAUCUACUAUGUCAUUUGGUGGAGGCCUAAUUACCAAAUCUGGUUAUAAUUCGCUUCCCUUGUUUCCGCAAACGAUGAACGGCGUUACAUCAGAUUUUAUCAUUAACAGUGCAGUACAAUCGAAUGAUACUAAAAGUAAUAAGGUUUUUACUGUAAUUGGUGGCAAAUUCCAAAUCAAUGAUAUCGUUAACGUAGCCAUAUUGGACAAUAAUGUAUGGAGGGGUAUGUCUCCAUCCAGUUUUCGAGGAGAGGUCAAAGUUGUUGUUCUAAGGAACAAUAUUUUAUAUGUUGGAAGUGAACUUGAUGGUAUAGAUGGUAGUGCUUUUGCCGUUUACAAUUUAGACAGUGAUAUAACCUAUGCACAAACAUUGACCGUCAAUGCUAUAAAAUAUCGGUUUGGUACAGACGAUUACAUUGUUGCUGGCAAGUUUGAUAAGGCUGGUCAAUCAAGUUGCUCAUCUAUUUGUUCUUGGAAUUCUAUUUCGGGACAAUGGAAAGCGCUAAACCCGGCUCUUUCCGGUGAAAUUGUUUCGAUGGACUUCGUAGGAAAUUUCCUCAUCGUCGUUGGAAAUUUGGCGAUUGGCAAUAACGGAUUAGUCUAUGUUGCUGAAUAUGAUUUUAGUAAAAAUACAUGGAAAGAACAAGGUACACAAGGGAAUGGAGAUACACAACUUCCUGGACCCCCGACCGUAGUUAUUAAUUACUUUCUCGCGAGCAAUCAACAAUAUUUUGUUUCUGGAUCUGUUUAUAACACUGGUGAGGCUUAUAUACGAAAAUGGGAUGGUUCCAAAUAUAUAACCAUCAAUCCACAACUUUUGCAAGGCUCCGUGAUAAACCAAAUGUCAUUAGUUCCUGCAAGCAGUUCUCACUCAAAAAAUGACAUUUUGGAUCCUCAAUGGUUACUUCUAAUCAGCGGGACACUCAAAUUAAAGGAUUAUGGUGAUGUUAGUGCUGCUUUGUUCGAUGGCAAUACGAUUUAUCCUUUCUUGUUGACGUCAAACCGUGAAAAACCGGGUCACAUUCUGUCGCUCUUUACGACCAUCAUUCCUGAACUCCUUGGCUUAGCAAGUAUCUUAAAAGCUAGUCCACGAAAUUCCGGAAAAGAAGCAAUGCGAGAGGGAGAACUAUUUGCUACUAUAAAUUCAAUAAUAGCACAACAUAGUGAUCCUCGCCAAUCAUUAACAUCUAGUAACAUGAGAAACUCUGCAGCACUUUCCGAUGAAAAAUCUCAUGAUUUUAUGGGAGGAGCUGGAGUUGCAGCACUUACAACAUCUGAAUUGGAACCCAAAUCAGCAAUGCGCGAUAUCUCUGCCGCUGAUAAAGCAAAGAUAACUCGAGAUUUCUUAGCUAAUCACCCAGAAGCACGACAAUACUAUGCAAGAUAUCCAUUCAUUGCAAAAGAAGAGGGAGAAUUAAAUUUAAAUGUUGGAGAUUCGAUUUAUGUGGUGGAUACUAGCGAAGAUGUCUGGUGGCUAGGAUGGAAAUAUGAUGAUGGUAUGUUAAUCUUUUUAUCGAGUUUUUCUUUAAUUGGUUAUGACUAA
Molecule: messenger RNA, 3627 nt
Organism: Racocetra fulgida
Lineage: Eukaryota; Fungi; Glomeromycota; Glomeromycetes; Diversisporales; Gigasporaceae
Source: the annotation of a GenBank genome assembly